This is a messenger RNA of Cloeon dipterum, 1879 nucleotides long. It is a transcript of the gene SiaT, whose product is annotated as Sialyltransferase. The transcript has 7 exons. The record is from RefSeq and is a predicted model, not a curated record. Gene Ontology annotation, cellular component: Golgi apparatus. Gene Ontology annotation, molecular function: beta-galactoside alpha-2,6-sialyltransferase activity. Bases 290 to 1612 code for a protein of 440 amino acids. Gene Ontology annotation, biological process: sialylation. Lineage: Eukaryota; Metazoa; Arthropoda; Insecta; Ephemeroptera; Baetidae.
CGAACAGAAACGGUAGUAAGAGAAAGAGUAAGCUCUCUAGGGAACAGAAAAUCCGAGAAAAUCGAAGAUGUAAACAAAGACAAGCAUUAUUAUUUGACUCUCAGUAUUAUUAUUAUUGAUGAUUCGAAUGACAAUUUCUAUCAGAAAAGCAAAAGAUAACGUAUUAUAAACAAGUAAAAAAUAUAUUUAUUCAAUCUCGACAUAAAAGCAUCUGUUUACUCAAUAUUAAUCAAGAUUAAGUUCCGUUUUUUUGGAGCUUGAGUCAUUUUGAGGUGUUCCGUAACAAUCAAUGCGAGCGGUGGCACUAUCAGUAUGGCUAUUCAUGAACCUAGUUUUUCUGGGCAUGUGUGGCUACAUGUACCUGCUCUGGAGACAGUACUGGCUGCACUCGGAGCGUCAGAAAACCAACCAUGUCUCCAUCCCUACGCCACCAGCCUACCCUUAUGAUGUCCAAUAUUUGGACCUAGUUGUGCAACACGGACAAGAAGACUCUGCUGAAGAGUCCAAGGCCAAGCACUUGAAUGGCAGCACGUCUCAACAUUCCAAAAAGAUGCCCAGAUUCAGAUCGAAAACCAACCCAAAAUGCAGACCAGAUAUUGAGGAUUGUGAAGGAGCAAUGAUUGCAAAGAGUAAAAUCAUCCCUUCCGGGGUAGUUGCACACAAAUCUCAACUUGUGGUUCAGUUACGAAGGGUGCUCCUGGACGAGGGCAGCAUUUUCGCCAAAGAUAAGAAUGUAUAUGGAGUGAAAUACACUGGCAGCAAAGGAACCAUGAAGAAAACGCCACCCAGAGAAAUAGUGUGCAACUUAAAGAAAUCUGCUGUGCUUCGAAUGCUCAAAAGAAAGGACGAGCCUUUUAAAACAUUAGGGUUGGAUGACCUAUUUCCAGGCCAACCUGUUUUUAAUAAGCAACGAGAAAAGAAGCAACCUUUCCGAUCAUGUGCAGUCAUUGCAAGUGCUGGAUCUUUAGUUGAUUCGCAGCUGGGAAAUUUUAUAGACUCCCAUGACGUGGUUGUCCGCUUCAAUCAUGCGCCAACUGAAGGGUUCGAGGGCGAUGUCGGUGCUAAGACAUCAGUUCGAAUCGUAAACUCGCAAGUGAUAUCCAAGCCCGAAUUUGACUUCCUCAAUAAUCCUAUCUAUGACAAUAUCACAAUGGUUGCAUGGGAUCCUUGCAACUAUACAAGUUCGCUGAUUCAGUGGUAUGAGCGCCCUGACUUUGAUCUCUUUACCAACUACUGGACCCGUCGGCAGAAAAGACCCAAUGACGACUUCUACAUUUUGGAUCCGCGAUCUGCUUGGCCUGUUUGGAACUUUAUCCAAGGCAACACGCCCGCAAGGCUCAGAAGAAAUCCUCCAAGUUCGGGAUUUCUAGGUCUAAUUUUGAUGCUUCCAAUGUGCAACCACGUGGACAUGAUUGAGUACGUGCCAUCAAUUAGGCAAACCAAACGUUGCCAUUACUAUGACACACUCGAAGACAAUGGCUGCACUUUCGGGGCCUGGCACCCUUUGGCUGCCGAGAAGUUGCUUGCAUUGUCAAUGAGCUCGAGCGACGACAAUGAAAUAUUUGGCAGAGGGAUCCUCAGAAUUCAGGGAUACCCAUCUUUGAAUUGUUAAUUGACUCUUCCGAAUUUGAAUAUUCCUUUGUCUUUUAGCGAAUUCUCGAUUCUAAAAAAAUUGAAUCUAGAAAACAAGAUCUUAACUUUAGUAACCUGCAUCCUUGUUAAUGAUGCUUGUUGUGCCAACCAUUGCACUUUUAAUUAUUUAGAAGUUCAAAUUAAUAAAUACUAGUCAAGACGUGAUCUCUUCUACUGCAUGAUGUAUUCUACUUUAAACAAAAAAUAUUAUGAUCUCAAAUAAAAAGAAACAUGGCAUUUUGAUUAA